Strongylus vulgaris is the source of this 108-nucleotide messenger RNA. The record is from the annotation of a GenBank genome assembly. Lineage: Eukaryota; Metazoa; Nematoda; Chromadorea; Rhabditida; Strongylidae.
AUGGGAGUAUACUCAUCAAGACGUGCAGCAAGGCAAGUUACUGGGAGAAGGAGCAUUUGGAGAGGUUCGAGCAGGAACGUUAAAAUUAAAAACAGGAAAAGUAGUUGA